Durusdinium trenchii is the source of this 381-nucleotide messenger RNA. The record is from the annotation of a GenBank genome assembly. Lineage: Eukaryota; Dinophyceae; Suessiales; Symbiodiniaceae.
AUGGUUGUUUGGCUUGCAGCGGCCCAAGUUACCUUCCUUUUCGUGGUGGCCCCUGUGUGCAACGAAUGUUGCCACGGCCACGAGAGAGUCUCAGUUUCUAGCAUCAUGAACUUGGCAAAGUACAUGUUCAUCAGACCCCACCGGUUUGGAGACAAAGGUUUUUUGCGAAUUGCCGAGCGAUGUCCACAUCCCAGGUUUGGAUUAUUUUUUCACUGGCAGGACAGCAUUGACAUAUUCUGUACAUGCUUGCUAAAAUCAGAUUGGACACUCGCGCUAAGCAUUGAUACGCUGAACAAGCUCAAUUAUGUGUUGUUUGUUUUCCUUUUUUGCAUUUUUUGCGCUUUAAACCUAGAGUGUCUAAUGUUGUAUAUAUAUAUAUAA